CUCCUGGAAAGGAUAACGGAUUUCCUAACAUUCCCACCACAGAAAGAAGAGCAGAGCCUUCCAUCAUUCUGGGAAGUGAAGACAAUGGUCCCCCUCGGAGUCUGUAAGAGCCAUUACCGGUCGCCUUUCCUCUCCGACGUCUUGGACGUUCAGAAGCUGAACAAGGCUCGGAGCAGUUCAUGGCGCAGCAGUAAUCAGGUCGUGUUGAGAAGGAAAGGGCUCGUGGUGAGAGGUUGCACCGGCGAGAAUCAGCAGGAAGAAAAGAAAAAGUUGGAGAGACGGACCUUCCUGACAAUGGAAGAAGCAGGGCUUGUUGAAGCCUCCGGGCUCAGCACCCAUGAGCGCUUCCUUUGUCGAUUAACGAUAUCGUCGCUGAACCUGCUAAGGGUGAUAGCGGAGCAAGAAGGUUGUUCGAUAGAGGAGCUCAACGCUGGGAGGCUAUGCGACUGGUUUCUCAAGGACAAGCUCAAGAGGGAGCAAGACAGCGACUCCAGUGUUCUUCAAUGGGAUGAUUCCGAAUUCCAAUUUUGACCUCUUCGUUUCGUUUUAUCUGAUCAAAUGUUUCAGUCUCUUUCCGGGCAUCAAGAUCUUCAUACUCUUCGGUAUCUUCUGGUUCUUGCCUCACAGAUACUAUCCCGUUAAUCAACGGAGAAAGGUUCUACGAA
Molecule: messenger RNA, 665 nt
Organism: Punica granatum (pomegranate)
Lineage: Eukaryota; Viridiplantae; Streptophyta; Magnoliopsida; Myrtales; Lythraceae
Source: RefSeq, a predicted model, not a curated record